Xyrauchen texanus (razorback sucker) is the source of this 2668-nucleotide messenger RNA. Its product is annotated as proline-rich protein 18-like. The record is from RefSeq and is a predicted model, not a curated record. Bases 121 to 888 code for a protein of 255 amino acids. Lineage: Eukaryota; Metazoa; Chordata; Actinopteri; Cypriniformes; Catostomidae. The transcript has a single exon.
ACGUGAUGGACAACUGCGUCUGACACCCAUAGAUCCGGGUGGACCGAGGCGAAUGGACUUAUUUUUCACGCCAUUUACGCAGCGGACUCUUCACUAUUUUGCUCACCGAUCGCGCUCAAAAUGCCUUUUCCACCGAUAAACCUGCACUCACGGAUAACGUCGCCGGGAAAGGAGCUGUUCAGCAAAAUGAAGAGCAGGGACAAUGUCGCGCCUCCGCACUCUACGUUCAGUCAAAGAACAGGGGACGACAAGUCACCGGAGAAAGAUAAACUUUCUACAUCGUGGCCAUCGAGUCAGUUAAAGCAACCGGCACAAAAUAAGCCGAGGAGAGUCCCGCCAGUUCCCGAGACGGACAGCAAACGUUCAUGGCUGAGCGUCCCCAAACCCUUGGCUACCUCAUGCGAAAGCGUCCCGAGAUCCAGUUCUGGAGAGUCCAGCCAUAAAUAUUCUUCCAGGACCUCUCUAGCAAAACAAGAAGGUGAUCAGGAGAUCCACUUCUCCCUCAGCUUGACCCCGGAAGCCAUCCUGGUUAUCCAAAAACGCAAUCUGGAGAAACAGAUGAUGGCCAAGCAACAGAAGUGCUGCGCUUCGGCGGACUUGAGACACCGUCGCGUUGUCCCCUCUAAGAGAGCUCAGGGCAGCUCCUCCAAUAAUAAGUGCUCCGGCCCUGUUGCCAAACUGGAGGGUUCAAAUGACAUUAGCACCAUUGUGAAAAUCUCCCUCCUCAAUGAUCAGCACAAAUAUGACGAUGUGGAGUACGAGGAGGAGGAUGGAGACGUGGACGAGACUGUCGUGAGGAAGUGUAAAGAGUGGCUCAAAGGGGUGGAAAGUGCCUCUGCUUUUAGCAAAGUCGAUAAACUGUCCUCUUUGCCUCACCUGAAAAGUUGAUAACCCGAACGACUUCAUUCCACGAAGAAAGGUCCACUGUGAAUACUUUGUUCAGGUGUAUCAAACACACUAAUGUCAAAUAAGGGCGCGUUCAAACAGAACGCGUCCUCGUUAAGUAACCGCAAGACGGAGCGCAGUGGGAAGAAACAGAACACGGGUUGUCUCGAGACGCGUUUUUAAAACGUGUUACAACGCACACAACAGCCAUAGACCAACAAUAAUAGUACAAAAAAGUCUCAGGCGGAAUGCAUUGUGUAAAUGGCCGCUAAAGGGAGUUCCUGUCUGUCGCCUAUAUUUAAACAGAGUACAGAAGAAUAGAACAGAAAGCGUUUUUUUAAAGUUGAACUGUUUUUAGCAUGACAUGCCUUAACGCGCCGCUCAUGGACGCGACGCCACGGCCAAAGACGCCCGUCAGUCUUCUGCGCAUAUACAUAGAUCAACAAUAUAUAUAUUGUUUUUUUUUUUUUUUUAAACAUUAUAUAUAAUGUUUUUUGUUUUUUUUAAGUUGCGCAUCAUGUGAAUGGCCUCUAGAGGGCGUUCAUAUAACUCGAUAGCACACGUACAUCACCCAGACGUUGAUGUGUGUUUACAUCUGGAAGAUUUGUUUUUUUUAGGUUGUUUGCUCAUCCGCAAUAGGCCCACAUCAAUAGCGUUUGCUCUCGGAUAUCCAAAUUAAAUUCAGUAGAUGUCUUUGAGACGUUUAUGAUUUAGAAUGUAUGCUAAUCUGCUCUUUUUAAUAUGUCUGUCAGAUGCUAAUUAGCAUGUAAUGCUUUCCAGAUGUAACGCUGACAUUUUGGAGAUGUAGGCCAUACGUGUGCUAAAGGACUCUUUCUUUAGCACACGUAUGUGUGGGCAAAGAAAUAAAACAGAACGCGUUUUUAAAUGUUUUAAAAGUCUUAAUAACGCAAUGCUCGUGGACGCGACGCCUCGGCCAGAAAGCCCAUAUAUUUAUUUUGUGUAUAUAACUGUUAAAAACAAUAGUGCAGACGGAACGCAAGAAAUGUACUUCCCCCAAAUAUGCUUUCAUAUAGGACGUGUACUUGCCUUCAAAAACAUAAAAAUAACGUGUUUUUGCAUCCAUAUUCGUUUUUUAAAUGUAUUAUAUAUAAACACGUUUUUUCAGCAUCUCUCAGAAGAGCGUCAACGUCUUACACUUCAUGUCAAGUUUACAAGACCAUCAAAUUGUAAAAAAAAACGCGUCAUGAGACACCUGCAUUUUAGCUUGUUUUAGCGAAAACCGUGUUCGAUCUGAACGGCCCCUUUCUCAGCUUUCUUGGACUGGAAUGUUUUCUGCAUUGAAAAGUAUUGUUGAUGAUCACUCAGAGUAAUUUAGCAGGUUACCUUUAUACUACAUUGAAUGAAAAACGUUGAUUUAUUUGCACAUUGCUAUUGCUUUCACUCUGAUGGGCUAAACGACAGAGAUGUUUUGACGAAUAACUGUUGGAAUAAUAUGGAGAAUUGGUGGGAAAAGAAGGAGAAUGUCAACCAGUGAAAUGCAUCCAGUGGUGAUAGUCCUUCCUUUGUGCCAGAAAACAAUAGCCGUCAAAGACGAUACUGUCUGAGAGCCUUAGAAUGGACACUUAAUAUCUGAAACUUGUUCAAAGUUUGUAAUAUGAACCAAGGAACGUGUUUGAUCGACAAACCAGCCGUGUACAGUAUUUAUUUUGCAAUGUGAAGGUGUGUUUAUAUCCUGUGUGUUGUACCAAGUCCUUUUUAAGGGUUCUGAUAUUAAAAUCUGGAAAAUGACUGUCGAUUGUUUUUUUUUUUUUUAUCUGAACUA